Emericellopsis cladophorae is the source of this 714-nucleotide messenger RNA. RefSeq lists its product as uncharacterized. The transcript has a single exon. NCBI's taxonomy places the organism in Eukaryota, Fungi, Ascomycota, Sordariomycetes, Hypocreales, Bionectriaceae. Gene Ontology annotation, biological process: carbohydrate catabolic process. Gene Ontology annotation, molecular function: cutinase activity. Bases 1 to 714 code for a protein of 237 amino acids. The record is from RefSeq and is a predicted model, not a curated record. Gene Ontology annotation, cellular component: extracellular region.
AUGAAGUUCCUCGCUCUCACAGCUGCCCUGGCCGCCAUGGCCACCGCUCUUCCCAUCGAAGACUCCUUCACCUCUGUCGAGAUCCGCAACGCGGACCUUGAGCUCGAGACCGUCCAGCUCGAGACCCGCCAGUCCUCCACCAGGAACGAGCUAGAGACUGGCUCCGCCUCCUCCUGCCCUGACGCCAUCCUCAUCUACGCGCGCGGCUCUACCGAGCCUGGCAACAUGGGCAUCACCGCCGGUCCCAUCCUCGCGUCCGCGCUCGAGAGCCGGUUCAGCAACAUCUGGAUCCAGGGCGUCGGCAGCCCCUAUGACGCUGCCACGUCCCCCAACUUCCUCCCCGCCGGCACGAACCGCGCCUCCAUCGACGAGGCCAAGCGCCUCUUCCAGCUCGCCAACUCCAAGUGCCCCAACACCCCCGUCGUCACCGGCGGAUACUCCCAGGGCACCGCCGUCGUCGGCAACGCCCUGACGGAGCUCACCGGUGCCGUCCAGAAUCAGGUCGUCGGUGCUGCUCUCUUUGGCUACACCAAGAACCUCCAGAACUUCGGCCGCAUCCCCAACUACCCGAGAUCCCGCACCGAGGUCUACUGCUCCGUCACCGAUGCCGUCUGCAGUGGCACCCUGUUCAUCCUGCCCGGGCACUUCUCGUACAAUGACGAGGCCAGGAACGAGGCUCCCAGGUUCCUGGCCCGCCAGAUCAACAAUGCCUGA